CAUUUUUCUGUUUGCUACUUUCCUCCACUUCCGAUUGACUUUUUCUAUGAGUUCCGGUUACUUUUGUUGCUAGUUUUGAAUCUUUGAAAUAAUUUCUUUUCUGUAUUCAGAAUGACCAUUGCUAUAGGUUUCGAAGGAAGUGCAAAUAAAUUAGGUGUUGGUAUUGUUAGAGAUGGUGAAGUUCUUUCUAACUGCAGGGCGACAUACAUUACACCUCCUGGAGAAGGCUUUCUACCACGAGAUACAGCUCAUCAUCAUCAAGCUCAUAUAUUGGAUGUUUUAGCAAAAGCUUUGAGUGAUGCUAAUGUCAAGCCUGGUGAUAUUGAUGUCAUAUGCUACACUAAAGGUCCUGGCAUUGCAGCGCCUUUGGUAUCUGUUGCUGUUGUUGCUCGUACUCUUGCCCAGUUAUGGAAUAAACCUAUAGUUGGUGUAAAUCAUUGUAUUGGUCAUAUUGAAAUGGGGCGGUUGAUAACAGGUGCAGAUAAUCCAACAGUAUUAUAUGUCAGUGGUGGAAAUACUCAGAUUAUAGCAUACAAUGAAAGAAGGUAUAGGAUAUUUGGGGAGACUAUCGACAUAGCCGUUGGUAAUUGUUUAGACAGAUUUGCUAGAGCUUUGAAGCUUUCAAAUGAUCCAAGUCCUGGGUAUAACAUUGAACAGAUGGCUAAAAAGGGGAAAAGAUACCUUUGCUUACCAUAUGCAGUUAAAGGGAUGGAUGUCUCUUUUUCAGGAUUAUUGUCUUUUAUUGAGGAGCGUGUUGAUACACUGCUAACAGAAGGAGGAUAUACAAAAGAAGAUUUGUGCUUUUCAUUACAAGAAACAGUCUUUGCAAUGUUAGUUGAAACAACAGAACGGGCCAUGGCUCAUUGUGGAUCUAAUGAAGUUUUGCUUGUUGGAGGUGUUGGAUGCAAUGAAAGAUUACAAGAAAUGAUGCAUAUUAUGGCUGAGGAAAGAGGUGCAAAAUUAUAUGCAACUGAUGAAAGGUUUUGUAUUGAUAAUGGAGCAAUGAUCGCUCAUGCAGGUUUGGAAAUGUUCCGGUCUGGCCAAGUGACAAAAUUUGAAGAUACGAUAUGCACUCAAAGGUUUCGAACAGAUGAAGUUGAAGUUACUUGGCGAACGUAAUAAUUAUAAGUUUUUAAUAAUUUUUCAAUAUAACUAAACAAAUAUUUCAUUGCAAAUACUGUGUACUUUAAAAUGAAGCAAGGUCAAUGGAAAGUAUAUGCUAAAUAAAUCUGUUAUUGUGAAAAA
This is a messenger RNA of Stegodyphus dumicola, 1245 nucleotides long. It is a transcript of the gene Tcs3, whose product is annotated as Probable tRNA N6-adenosine threonylcarbamoyltransferase Tcs3. Lineage: Eukaryota; Metazoa; Arthropoda; Arachnida; Araneae; Eresidae. Gene Ontology annotation, cellular component: cytoplasm; EKC/KEOPS complex. The record is from RefSeq and is a predicted model, not a curated record. Gene Ontology annotation, biological process: tRNA threonylcarbamoyladenosine modification.